AUGAACGACCCAGGACUCAACACGCUCCUCAAAUGGUCCAUCGAGAACAGCGCCGUCUCAGAAACCGCCGAGCCCACUCAACCACGCACACAACUGAACCCGGAACUGCUCGCACAACUAAUGGGCGGCCCCUCUGAUGCCGACCGCAUGAUUUCCUCCAUGCAAGCCAUCCACGACCCCAGCGUCGACCACGAAAACAAAGGCAUCGCUUGGGACAACUUUGAGCAAUUGGUGGAGAACUUGGACAAUGCGAACAACAUGGAGGCGCUGAAGUUGUGGACGCCGUUGGUGGAGAAGUUGGAGUCGGAGGACACGCAGGAUAGGGAGAUGGCUUGUUGGUGUUUGGGGACUGCUGUGCAGAACAACAUCAAGUGUCAGGAACGUGCACUAGCAGUCGGCGCAAUCCCCAAGGUCGCAAAACUUUGCUCAGAUCCCGACGCCGGUGUGCGUAAGAAGGCUAUCCGUGUCAUCAGCUCCGAAGUCAGAAACUACCAGCCUGCGCUGGACGAGGCUGUCAAGUACCUGCCCGAGGAGAUUGUCGGCGAUGGCAAGUUCGACGCAGAGGACAUGGCAAGCGUGGACAUUGUCGUCAACGGAUUGAGGGAGAGAAGUGCAAAGAUGGCUUAG
Aureobasidium pullulans EXF-150 is the source of this 627-nucleotide messenger RNA. RefSeq names its product hsp70-like protein. Bases 1 to 627 code for a protein of 208 amino acids. The transcript has 2 exons. The record is from RefSeq and is a predicted model, not a curated record. Lineage: Eukaryota; Fungi; Ascomycota; Dothideomycetes; Dothideales; Saccotheciaceae.